Molecule: messenger RNA, 174 nt
Organism: Fusarium poae
Lineage: Eukaryota; Fungi; Ascomycota; Sordariomycetes; Hypocreales; Nectriaceae
Exons: 3
Coding region: 1-174 (57 amino acids)
Biological process (GO): translation
Cellular component (GO): mitochondrion; ribosome
Molecular function (GO): structural constituent of ribosome
Source: RefSeq, a predicted model, not a curated record
AUGGCAAAGAAGGCCAAGGCUCGUUUGGUGCAUGCGCGCCUCGUUUCCAUGGCCAUGACUGGCUUCUUCUACACCUUCAAGCGUCCUAGAACCGCACCCAUGAUGAGCAUGUUGAAAUAUGAUCCCAUCGUGCGCAAGAAGGUCUUGUUCCUCGAGACCAAAAAGAGGAAGUGA